CAUUCCGCCUCCCAGUUGGUUGUCGAGUGACACCGAGUGACCACCGACGCUCGUGGCUUCGUUCUAUAUUAAAACAAAAACGUUCCCGAAGGACAAGUCAAGAAAAAUCCUGUUUACAAAUUCCACGCGAGGUCGCUGCAGUCAUCUGGAAAGGAUGGAGGGACGCCUGGCAAGGAUAGUGGCUGUGCUGGCGGUGGUUAGUUGCGUCUGGAUGGUCGAGGGGGAGAAGGCAGCGGGGCCCAAAACCAAGGUGCCCGAUGAUAAGCUGUUCAGCGACCAGCCGGCCUUCUGCGAGGGCUGCUAUGCUGUGGUGCACGAGUUGGACAGCCUCCUGACGAAGUGGAAGAAGGAGACGGGAUCCCUGGAGGACCACAUCGACGCCGCCCUCCUCGCCAUCUGCAGCACCGACAGACUCCGUUCGUACGUCCUCUCCCCGCCGAAGAUGACCCGCCUCUGCUCGGGCAUCAGGGUCCACUACCUGGACGACCUCGGGAUGGCCUUCAUGAAGAAGUACGCUCAAAAGAGGGACAUGACAGCCGACGAGAUCUUCGAGGCCACCUGCAGGAAGAUCAUCCCGGCGUGUCCUAAUGGGAUGAAGCCCAUGUCCGUCGCCAGGAAGGAAAAGAGAGAGGAAGCCGAAGCAGAGCAGAAAGCAAAGGAGAAGAAGGAAAAGAACAAGAAAGACGACGCGCAGAAACAAGAGAAGAAUCCGAAGAAGAAGAAGGAAAAGAAGAACAAGGGCAAGACAGCGUCAAAGGAUGAGCUUUAAUGUGGACGCCAGUCAAUUCUGCUCUUUAUGUGAUGCGCGUUUGAGGUGAUUUUUGAUAAUAAACUUUUUAAGAUAACGCCAGACAA
Molecule: messenger RNA, 855 nt
Organism: Penaeus vannamei (Pacific white shrimp)
Lineage: Eukaryota; Metazoa; Arthropoda; Malacostraca; Decapoda; Penaeidae
Source: RefSeq, a predicted model, not a curated record